AGCCCCGCUCCUACCCCCUGGUUCAGACAGACUGGCUACACGGAGCGAGGCUAGCUGUUAGCUUCCACUGUCUAGACGGCCGAGAUGAGUUUCCUGGGAGGUUUGUUCGGGCCGGUAUGUGAGAUCGACGUACUGCUGAAUGACGCAGAGAACAGAAAGACAGCCGAGUUGAAGACAGAAGAUGGGAAAGUGGAGAAACACUACCUGUUCUACGACGGAGAGUCUGUGUCUGGCAAGGUGAAUCUAAAUGUGAAGCAGGGAGGAAAGCGACUGGAGCAUCAGGGCAUCCGCAUCGAGUUUGUUGGACAGAUAGAGCUGUUUUCUGAUAAGAGCAACACCCAUGAGUUUGUGGACUUGGUCAAAGAGUUGGCUUUACCCGGAGAACUCACCCAGAACAGAAGCUACGACUUUGAGUUCAUGCAGGUGGAGAAGCCCUAUGAGUCCUACACUGGCGCCAACGUCAGACUAAGAUAUUUCCUCAGGGUGACAAUAGUCCGUCGGCUGUCUGACUUAGUGAAGGAAUACGAGUUAAUUGUCCACCAGUUAGCCACCUACCCGGAUGUCAACAACUCGAUCAAGAUGGAGGUCGGCAUAGAAGACUGUCUUCACAUCGAGUUUGAAUACAAUAAAUCCAAAUACCACCUCAAGGAUGUAAUUGUUGGGAAGAUUUACUUCCUGCUGGUCAGGAUCAAGAUCCAACACAUGGAGCUACAGCUCAUCAAGAAGGAGAUAACAGGCAUAGGUCCCAGCACCACCACAGAGACGGAGACGGUUGCAAAGUAUGAGAUCAUGGAUGGAGCUCCGGUUAAAGGAGAGUCAAUUCCCAUCAGACUGUUCCUGGCAGGAUAUGACUUGACACCCACCAUGAGGGAUGUGAACAAAAAGUUCUCUGUGCGCUACUUCCUUAAUCUGGUGCUGGUGGAUGAGGAGGACAGGAGAUACUUUAAACAACAGGAGAUUGUUUUGUGGAGAAAAGCUCCAGAGAAGCUGAGAAAAAGAAACUUCCACCAGCGCUACGAGUCGCCCGAGCCCCGAACCCAACCAGUCGAAGCGGAGCAGCCAGAGAUGUGAGGCCCCGGGCUACGAACUGAAACUCCACACAGACACACCACAGCUCUUCACUGCUGAACAGCCAGAGGUGUGAGGGCUGCCCCACUAUCUCCCUGGACUGAGCAAUGUCUGUAUACAUGAAAACACAUAACAUACCUUUAGACAUCCCCCCUCCCCCCUCUCACCACGUCACAGCUUUCGGAUGUGAGCUGCCCACCAUCACUCUGUCCCCCCAGGACUGAAACACACUCGCAUACACAUGCACACAAGCAUACAAUCCAAGUCUGCAGAAUGCUAAAUGUCAAGGCAACAGUGCAAAACAAACCAACCCAAGUAACAAAACAGCAAGACAGCCUAUGUCAUCCUGGCGACACGGGCUGAAGACACACUCAAGCACACACAAGUGAAGCCAUACAGUUUGCUGAAUGCAUAAUAAAACAGGAGCAAAGACAGAAAAGAGGAGAUGGCUACAGACCACCGCACCACUUAUCUCUUUGUUUUGCAGCAGGAGCUUCUUUUGUUUGCAUACUGAACAGCACUUAUCCUGGACUUUCUCUUCCAUCCUCCUUCCCACAUCCCCUACAGAGUGACACUUUCUAUAGUCUGGAUGGGCUACUGAUUGAAAGUAGAUGUGGUGGAUCUGUCUGAACGAAGGAUGUGAGAGGCUGAGCUAUGAGUCAACGCACACACACACACAAUAUAUCAGAGUUUAAACUCUCAUUCUUCCAUCUCUCAGUUUUUGUUACUGUACGUAUGUAAAACUGUUCACAGACUUCCAAGUAAAUGCCUGCUUCGUUGGGAAUUUUGUACAACAAAUAUCCAUCUUAACGUAGGUGUAAUCCUAAAUUAAUAUCAGAUGGAAACGUAUCCCAUUCUUACAUGUUUCUACUUCUAGACUGCAGCUUAUUUCAUUCAAGAAAGUCUAUUCUAUCUUUUCAAUUCAAGGUGGUCAUUGUCAUUUCAGUGUAAUAUAUUUCACAAGAUCAUUUAAUUAAAUUCGAAUCAUAAUUUAGCGCUUCAACAAAUGGUUGUUGUUGUUGUUGUGGAUUAGUCUGCAGAUUCUCAAUUCACUGUUUAUUAAGAAAAUGUGAAAUGUAUCCGUUACAAAUUCAUCUGCAGAUGUCAGCUUCCCAAAACGCAACAAACCAUAACGUUAGAGAAAAGAAAUGAUUAUUUGAUCAUCGGAAAAAACUGGCAAUUCGUUUUCUCUUGACCGACUAAUGAGUCUCUUCAGUCCUUUGUUAAGAUGAAUAUUUGCUGUAAAUGUCACUAAAGAUGUUCAUCGGUUUAACAGGAAUUCUUCCAAAUGUAUCUGACGGUUAUGAUUUCUCUGUUAGUCUGCAUGCACGAUGCAUCUUGUUUGAUUAUGUACCGUGCUGCUUUUUUUUUUUUUUUUAGGACUAAGCUAUAAUUGUUAUUUUAAGGAUUUCUUCACCCAUAUUCCAAAAAAGGUUUUGUUUUUUUUCUCAGCAAGGUUUUCGGAUGGAAGAGGGGAGGGGGGGUUAAAUUUCAGCACCUCAAAUGAAAUUCCUCUGGUCUUCUUUAAUUGGGAUGGAGAAAGAAACUCAAACUGUGACAGUAAAUCUGUUUGGCAACGUAGAAAAUACGGUUAUUUGUAAUUUGGGUGAAUUGAACCUUUAAGUUCUCAUCACGUCUGCUGGUUGUGAAAUCAGUCAAUGUAAGAAAAAGAUUUUCUUCAAUUUCUGUAAUUUGAAACUUGAAAAAAAAAAGAAAAAGGAAAGCUGAGAGAGUUAUGCAGCAGCUUUAACCUGAAAAUGACGGUUCUUUAAUCACCAUUCUUUCUGUUUCCAUCUUGAAUGAUUCAGUAGAAACACGAUACGAUAGGUCGCCAUAAUCAGCAGACUGUAAAUUCACUGUUCUCGUCAGUUUCACCUUGUUUAUCAUAAGGUGCCGUUUUUGAGCCUGUUGGUUUGGUAUGUUUAGAAUACUAAUGUAAUAAAUGGCUCACGUCUGCUUUCGUUAGCACUGGAAGGGAUGCGGUAUCAAUAUACUGUCACAUCCAACUAUGUUCCACUGUGAUGCUCAGACCGGCAGUGUAGGUCCUGCUUUAAAGACACUGUUAUCAGCCCUGUGUGUGGGGCGCUUUUGCCCUUCAGCUCUGAUCUAUGGCCAGUUUUGCACUUUUCCCUCCAAAUGCUUAACUUUGCAUUAAAGGGGCAUGGACGCUGAAGCUAAACAUCACUCAAGGACGACGUCACCUCAGAGAUGAUCUGAGUCUGUAAUUGAAAUUAUACUGUCAUUUAUAUAUCACUACAUAUUUUAAUUUGACUUAAAAUGUACAAUAUGUGUUGCUUUUUGUCUCUUUCAUAUGCAGCUUAUGUCACUACGUCACGUUUGACUUUAUAAUUGUCUGAAUGCAGAGCGACAAUUCAGGUUUCUUUGUUGUUCCACACUCGUGUUGACCUUGUAGUCUGGGUUUAUUUUGUUUGGAACUGUGUAAUUUAUUUGCAAGCAAUGCUUUCUUUCUUUCUUUUUUUCUUUCUUCCUGCCAGAUGUAUUUUCUGUCUUUCUGACACCAUACUGGUAGGGUUUGUUUGGUUUUACUUUAAAUACCGUGAAAGGUCAUGAAGAAACACUUAAAAGCCAAAACUCUCUGCCCCUGUCUUAUCUACUGCAUGUAAAUCCCUACACAAUGUCCGAUCAUGCCAUUGUGUGUUUGAGUGUGUCUGAGUGGAUGCGUGUGUGUGUGCGUGUGGAUGUGGAUGUGUGCGUGGGUGGGUGUGUAUGGUAAUAUGUGUGUAUAUAUACACCAAACCCAAAUAUAUAGCUAAAAUGAAUCAUGAAUAAAGCAGAUUUAUACUGAA
Molecule: messenger RNA, 3875 nt
Organism: Stegastes partitus (bicolor damselfish)
Lineage: Eukaryota; Metazoa; Chordata; Actinopteri; Pomacentridae
Gene: vps26a
Product: VPS26, retromer complex component A
Exons: 9
Coding region: 85-1071 (328 amino acids)
Biological process (GO): intracellular protein transport
Source: RefSeq, a predicted model, not a curated record